Messenger RNA from Diabrotica balteata, 4343 nucleotides. The record is from the annotation of a GenBank genome assembly. NCBI's taxonomy places the organism in Eukaryota, Metazoa, Arthropoda, Insecta, Coleoptera, Chrysomelidae.
UUUAAGGUUAACAUUAUAAAAAUGGUUAUGGAAUAUCGAAUCGAAUAGUCCUUAUGUUUUAAAAAACAAGCUAAAUAAGCAGCAUAAAUUUUGAUAUUGCAGUCGAUCUUAUCAAAUAUACAACUUUAAAAUCGCCUUUAAUUAAUAAUCUGUGAUACAUAAUUUAGGAGUUAAGUUUUGACUAUACAGUGCUGAAUUAUUUACUUACUGUUUAAACAUACGGUAUGUCUGACGAGGAUGACCAAGUAGAAGAAAAACCCUUUGCAAUAGAAAGGGCUAAACAGGGCCGUGCUUUGUGUAAAAAAUGCAAAAAACAUUGUUUACAAGGGGAAUGGCGCAUCGCAAAGUUAGUACCGAACCCUUUUGGAGAUGGAAAAAUGAAAUCCUGGCAUCAUAUCGACUGUCUGUUUGAACAAUUUUUAAAGCAGCGCAAAACAACUAAACGUAUCGAAGAUCCAGAAGAAAUUGAUGGAUGGGAUGCCUUAGAUAAAGAUUUGCAAGAUAAUAUCCUGAAGCAGAUUGAAGAAUGUGAUAAAUUUCAUGGUAAAGCACCAACAACUCCCAGUAAAAAGAAAAAAACUCAAGCUUCUCCUACUAAACCAUCUGCUGUGGAUUCAAAUAAAGAAAAAGAUAAACAUGUCAAGAAUGAGGUAGUAAGUGAUAAAAAAGAGUUAUUUAAGGAUUUUAGGAAGUUGGUACUUGAUAUUGCGAUGCAUGAUAGUCAUCUGGAUAAAACAAGUUGCAUAAAAAAAGUAUUUUCUGAGAAGUUUCCUGAUUCUUCUUUUAAAGAUCAAAUAAUACUUUGGAGCAGAUUACUAUUACCUGGCGUAGUACAACGAGUAUAUAAUUUAAAAAGUAAGCAGCUCAUUAAGUUAUUUAGUAGGAUUUUCGUAACAGAUCAAAGUGAUAUGUUAGAACAUCUGGAAUUAGGUGAUAUUGGUGAAACUAUUCACAAAUUUUUUGAAGAAAGUAACAAGGUGAAACCAAACAAAAAAAGUAAGCUAACAGUUAAAGAAGUAGAUGUGUUUUUAACUAGGUUAUCUACUCUUACCAAAGAAGAUGAUCAAAUAGAGCAUUUUAAAUCUUUGAUUCCAAAAUGCACAUCAAAUGAUCUUAAAAUGAUCAUAAGGCUAAUUAAAGGUGACUUACGAAUGGGCGCUGGUGCUAAAACUGUUUUAGAUGCUGUUCAUGUUGAUGCUUAUCAAUCUUACCAAACUUCAAGAGAUUUGGCUCUUGUUAUAAAUGAAUUCAUGUCUAACAGUAAAAAACACAAAGCAGAUGUUGUGCUGAUGACACCUGUUUUACCAAUGCUUGCAGAAGCUUGUAAAUCUGUAGAACAAGCUAUAAAUAAGUGUCCAAAUGGGAUGUACUCAGAGAUUAAGUAUGAUGGGGAAAGAGUCCAAGUCCACAAACAAGGAUCAACAUUCAAAUACUUUUCUAGAUCUCUUAAACCUGUUUUAGCACACAAAAUUGCGCAUUUCAAAGAGUAUAUUCCUAAAGCAUUUCCAAAUGCCAAUGAUUUAAUUCUAGAUAGUGAGAUACUUAUGAUGGAUACUGUGAGUGGAAAUCCUCUACCUUUUGGAACCUUAGGAGUUCACAAACAGACUGAGUUCAAAGAUGCCACUGUGUGCCUUUUUGUUUUUGACUGCAUUUAUUUUAAUGGAAGAAGUUUGAUCAAACAACCACUCACUGAGAGGAAGAAAAUUUUACAGGACAAUAUGAUUGAAAUACCAAAUCGUAUAAUGUUUUCUGAAAUGCAGAAGAUUCACAACAAAAGUGAGUUAGCAAAGAUGAUUGCUAAAGUUUUAAAACAAGGACUGGAAGGAUUAGUUUUGAAAGAUUUACAGAGUAUAUAUGAACCAGGAAAGAGGCACUGGCUAAAAGUUAAAAAGGAUUAUUUAUUUGGAGGUGCUAUGGCUGAUAGUGCAGAUUUAAUAGUAUUAGGAGCUUGGUAUGGGACAGGAAAGAAAGGAGGUAUGAUGUCUGUAUUUCUUAUGGGCUGUUAUAAUCCUGAUGCUGAUAUUUUUUGUACUGUAACAAAAGUUCACACAGGUCAUGAUGAUAAAACCUUAGAAAAGUUACAAAACGAGUUAGAUAUGAUUAAGAUAAGUCAGGACCAAUCGAAAGUUCCUAAAUGGUUAAAAUGUACAAAAACAAUGAUUCCAGAUUUUGUAGCUAGAGAUCCCAGAAAGCAACCAGUUUGGGAAAUUACUGGUGCUGAAUUUUCGAAAAAUGUUGUUCAUACAGCAAAUGGCAUUUCAAUCCGUUUUCCUAGAGUUACAAAAAUACGAGAUGACAAGGAUCAUCAGACUGCGACCAAUUUACAUGAGCUGGUUAAGCUGUAUAAUGCUUCUGCAGAAAAUAUAGAUAUCAGCUUAUUAACCAAAGAUAUGGAUAGUUCUCAAAACGACAAACCUGCUGAAUCACCAAAAAAGAGAAAAAACACAGACAGUAGUGAAAAAACUCCUAAUAAGAAACAGAAGACUAUUGAAAAGAGAGAGAAGACUGGCAAACAAGAGAAAAUUCCAAAGCAAGAGAGUAAUUCUGCAAAGAAAGCUAAUAAAAAUAAAACAACUAUUUUCAAGGGAGUAAAAGCGGUUUUAGAAGAUGAAAUGAAGAAAGAUGAUCAUGCUGACAUUGUUAAACAUUUCAUCGAUCACGGAGGGGAGAUUCUAUUAGAUGAAGAACAAAAAGUAGCAACACACGUUUUGCAUUAUUACAAUCUAAUCAGAGAACCGUUGGUGGUAUGCCCGUACACUGCUAGACAUGUAACCUUUGAAUGGAUUGAAGAUUCAAUAGAGGCGGGGUCUUUGUGUGACUAUCGCAUGUACACAGUGAGGUGGAACCCUGAUGGAUGAAAAUCUGGUUAAUCAUAGGACCUAUUCAAAGUUUGUUAAUAGCGGUAGAUCUGUGAUCUCAUAUAUUUGAAAGUACUUUAUAUCUAUUUUUGUAUUCUUCUUAAAACCUCAGUAUUAUCAGUAAUCAUUUAUAAUUCCACAUUUCACCUUUUGGGCUUUUGUAUACGCUGUGCUGAAUUGCUAUGUAAAAAUCAUCAAAAACAAGUAACAAUUCAGCAGUUUGAUUUUACUUUUUAUGACAAAGUAAUUUGUAUCGAACAAUUUAACUGUUAUUGCCGUUUUUGAUCCUCUAUUCGAUUCUUAUUGAGUUGUAUUAUUGUUUCUAAGUAUAGUACAUCGAAAGUUGAGUUAAACAUUGACUUUGAAUCACCAAGAACAAGGUGUGAUUAGUUUACUUCUACUAUGUGUUUUGCAAACAGUUGUCGACUUUUGUUAUGAAGAAAAAAUUAAACAUUUUCAAUUCUCUUUAAGUAAGAUGGUUAAUACUUAAGUGUUUUCUUACUGGAAAGUAGUAUUGGUUCGGAAAGUAGUAAAUUGGCUGCGAUUCUGUGGCUUUAUGUAGGAAAUUUCCCACCAGUCUUCAUUUAGUCUGCUCAACGAGUUCGAGAUCUUCCCUAGGUCUUCGGCUUUCUACCUUACUUUUUACUAUCUUAUAGUUCCAUAGUCUCCUUUCUUUUGGUUAUAUGGUUGAAGUAAUUUACAUAAUUGACAGGUUGGUUCUGUUCUGUUCUAGAAUUCUUCUGUAGGCCCACAUUUCGAAGUCAUCAAUUUUGAUUUUACCCACAAAUACCAAUAAUUUCUAACAGCUAAUUUGUGGUUCUUUUUCUUAGCACUUCAAUAUAGAUUUUGACAUGGUUUUGGAUAUUGUUGUCUUAUCUCAUUGUUUGUGUUCUUAAUUUUUAUUCACUUGAUACUAGUUUUAGUAAAAUAUUUAAAGGAAUCGUUGACAAAGAUUCAAUCAUAUUUUUGACCAUUUAAAUUAUUAUAGAGAUAUGUUGCUAGGAAGACAACUGAGGCGUUUGUCGCAUCGUCAUUGAUAAUGUCUUGCGCAGAUCAAAACCCGCAGUAAGAAGUAAUUCCAGACCACUUGUUAUCGUGGAAAUCAUUGUAUCGUUACCGAUUUCAUUUUUGAAAGCGGUCCCUUCUUGUAUAGUUUUCGUCAUUUUCCUUGUACAAGGGUGAACCAAUUUAUGUCUUGCUUGAACAAAAUCCUAGUGGUUUUAUAUUCGAUUGUGCUAAAAAAAUAUAUAUUUGAACACUUUUUUCAUCAUUUUUAUUAAGUUGAAGACAAUUUUUAUGUUAUAUCUGAAUCCAAUAAAAUAGAUUUAAGGUUUUAAUAUAUAUUUAUUAUUUUAAAAGAAUAAAACACUAUGUUCAGCAAUUUUUUUUACAUUAAAUGUACUUUUAUAUAUUGUAACAGAUUUACGUGAAUACUAUUGUAAAUAAUAUAUUGUUACAUAUUGUUAUAAAAAAUAUAUUUAUUAA